Molecule: messenger RNA, 2436 nt
Organism: Mollisia scopiformis
Lineage: Eukaryota; Fungi; Ascomycota; Leotiomycetes; Helotiales; Mollisiaceae
Exons: 2
Coding region: 203-2203 (666 amino acids)
Biological process (GO): protein targeting to membrane; peptidyl-L-cysteine S-palmitoylation
Cellular component (GO): Golgi apparatus; endoplasmic reticulum
Molecular function (GO): protein-cysteine S-palmitoyltransferase activity
Source: RefSeq, a predicted model, not a curated record
UCGUCGAUCGUAACUUGUUCUUCUACUACUUCUAUUACUUGUUCAAGUGCACUACGCUGCGCAUAAUUUCCGACAGUGACGCGCUAAUUCGACACCAUACUUCACACGAUACUUCACACGCUUCGACCACAUUUGCGUGUCAUUCAAGUCUGAGGGAUGUUAUGGGAUAGAAGGGACUGAAGGAGGACCCUUCAACGCCGCGAUGGCUUCACAAGACAAUGCCGCACCUCCAUCCAAUAUCGACGACGCUGAACCGCAUGGCGCACAGUCUGAGGCUGGCGAUGGAGGAAGCAUCUUGUCUUCCAGAAUGACGGAUAUAGCCUCAGAUGACGGAGGGGAACAAGUGGCAGACUCAACGACGCGGUCCACCGCCAGAGCACCAGCUCAGAGACGCAGUAUACAAACCAAUGCCUCGCGACCAAAUACUGGAGUUACAGGAGUGUCAUCACAUCGAGGCGCAUGGGCUCAGGCCCCUCCUUCAAGAAGAGGACAUGCAGCCCAAAAUUCUGCAAGUCGAGUGAGCGCAUUCGGCAGUGUGUCUGGUUCGACUGGCAGGCCACAGAGCUCCACAAGUCGAACGCAUGUCCCUUCCCUUACAUCCCAUGCCUUCUUUCGUCCGAUGAGCUCCCAACGGCUACAGGCACAGCGUGGAGGAUCUCGACCGCCAACCGUGGGGCAAAAGGGCAUGAACGAGGAUAGUUCGGCGGAGGGUGGCAGCAGUAUCAGACAAAGCGUUAACUCAACCCAAACUAUGAGGCAGGCAGGGAGCCCUGAUCCAGACGGACAGCCUCCACCAUCACGAGGUACUGAGAUGACAGAGCAGGAGACCAUUGAAAGAGUCACUGCCAAUACGAGCCCGACUCAAGGCCACCAUGCUACUGGUAGUCUCUCCGAGAGUGUACGGCCCUUACAAAAAACUCCUGGAAACUCGAAGGGUCUCAGUUUGAACAUUGACAAAAGUUAUAAGAAUGGAGGCGGUCUUCCAACUCCAUCGAAGUCUCCGCGAUCCUUUCGUUCAAGCUUCUUACUUCCUACUCGAGGUGAUAUUGCUCCGAACAGCCCAAACCGAAGUACACAGGGACGGGAAAAGUUAUCUUCUGUUGCAUCUUCGCCUGGAUUGACACCCGUCGAGCCUUCGAAAAGAAUUCCAAAACCAAAGCUGGGAAACAAUUACGAGUACUUUACUGGAAACACAAUCUUCUUUUGGGGAGGUCGAUUACAGAAUACACGGGAUAGGCCGGUCAACAUCGCGACUGGCAUGCUCGUCGUUAUUCCAGCAGCUCUUUUCUUUAUCUUUUCAGCGCCAUGGAUAUGGCACAACAUUUCUCCAGCAAUACCCAUUACGUUUGCCUAUGUAUUUUAUAUUUGCAUGUCCUCCUUCGUCCAUGCUACUGUAACUGAUCCAGGGAUUCUACCACGCAAUCUCCACCAAAUGCCACCUCCCGACGAAAAUGAAGAUCCUCUUCGUCUGGCACCUCCGAUGAACGACUGGACGAUGAUCAAAUCCGCACAGUCCAAGACUGCCGCUAUGGAAGUACCUACAAAGUACUGCAAGACUUGCAACAUCUGGCGCCCACCCCGAGGUCAUCAUUGUCGAAUAUGCGACAACUGCAUUGAAACUCAAGACCACCAUUGUGUCUGGCUCAACAAUUGCAUUGGAAGACGCAAUUACCGCUACUUUUUCACAUUUGUCUCUUUCACUACCAUUCUUGGACUUUACCUCCUCGGCGCAAGUCUGGCCCAAAUCCUCGUCUAUAGGAGUCAGCAAGACAUUUCUUUUGGCGCAGCAAUCAACCACUUCCGAGUUCCAUUCGCAAUGGUCAUCUACGGACUCCUUGGCUUCCCGUACCCUGCCGCACUCAUGGGUUACCAUCUUUUUCUCAUGGGCCGUGGCGAAACAACGAGAGAAUAUCUCAACUCUCAUAAAUUCCUUAAAAAGGAUCGACAUCGACCAUUCACGCAAGGCAGUAUCAUCAAGAAUUGGGCCGUUGUUCUUUGGAGACCUCGACCACCAACCUACUACAGGUUCAAGGCAAAGUAUGAAGAAGGUGAUCAAAGGUUUGGCGAGAGAAAAGGAAAGCGCACCGCUCCUCUUACCAAAGAGGCACAAGGUGGUGGCUUGAACAUGGAAAUGCAAGCUGUUCCUUUGGAGCGUGACUUCCAGGGGCCUUCCGCUUUGAGAGGAUCAACACCUGCGAAUUGAUGCUUCGACACUGCCAGCGUUCUUUGAUUUAUUUGUGUAUUUGUGUGUGUGCAUUUUAGCGACUGCUUGUUCUAUGAUUAUAGGUAUAAAAAAAAGACGUGUUGGCUGCAAGCCCUUUGGAUAGCGUACAAUAAUUAUACUGUGUGGGGGGUAACUUAAUGUGUGUUUAUGCUUAUUGGAAGUAAUGAGGCUGGGUGGCAUCAGUCUUACUUCUUUGUAUCAUAAAAUGGAUU